Molecule: messenger RNA, 1289 nt
Organism: Hyaloscypha bicolor E
Lineage: Eukaryota; Fungi; Ascomycota; Leotiomycetes; Helotiales; Hyaloscyphaceae
Product: S-adenosyl-L-methionine-dependent methyltransferase
Exons: 10
Coding region: 177-1283 (368 amino acids)
Molecular function (GO): methyltransferase activity
Source: RefSeq, a predicted model, not a curated record
GGAAUCUAGAAUAAUCCAUCGACCUGAGUAGACCGUUGGCGAGAAAGUAUAGUUUUCAGAUUGCAGCAAAACACUACAAUUCUGGUUCCAAAUCUUUCCUGUUCUUGAACUCUUCCAGCGUCAUCAUCGCCUGUUAUUAGACCCACACUGCUGAUUUGGGAUUCAAUCCCUUCAGCAUGUCGGCGCCGCAAGAAGUAGAACCCACUGCAACAACCGACCUCCUUCCCAUACCUCAACCCCCAGCAGCACCAAGCACUCCGGUCAAUCCCCUUGCUGCUCAUCCCCCCACGGCAUCUAACGACUUACAAUAUGACGGCACGGAACAGGGUCAGGAUAGUGACGAGGUAGACUCUGCAUACGCAGGAUCAAUAAUCCAGAGCGAGACAUCUACCUUGGACUCGAGUAUUUUGCAAUACCGAGAGGAAAACGGAAGGACGUAUCAUGCGUAUGGUUCCACUGAGCAUUGGGGACCGAACGACGAGCAAGCUCAAGAUCAGCAAGAUUUAAGUCACCAUUUCUGGACCCUAGUUCUGGGAGGAGAUCUGUAUUCUGCUCCAAUCAAAGACCCACAAGACGUUCUUGACGUAGGAACAGGAACAGGUAUCUGGGCCAUAGACGUUGCGGACAUGAUACCGGAGGCUGUGGUGAAAGGCAUCGAUCUUUCCCCAAUCCAACCCGCGUGGAUUCCACCUAACCUCAAGUUUGAGAUUGACGACUACAAUAAAGAUUGGGUCGACACCAACCGCUACGAUCUCAUCCACAGCCGUGAGAUCCUUGGCACUGUUCCCGACUGGGUAGCAUUUUACAAGAAAGCAUUUAACGCCCUUCGACCAGGCGGAUGGAUGGAUUCCACGGAACCAACAAUUUACCUACAAAGCAUCCACACACCGCUCGAGAAAGACCAUCCAUUCGUGAUGUGGCCUACGCUAUUUAAUGAAAUCGGGCAGAAGACAGGGAUUACAUUUGACGUAGCACCCAACAUGAAGAAAUGGAUGGAAGAGGCGGGGUUUGUGAAUGUUGAGGAGAAGAUCCUGAGGGUCGCGGUAGGGAAGUGGCCGAAAGACCGGAAGCAGAAGGAGUUAGGGGUUUGGAACCAGUUGAGACUUGAUACGGGAUUGAGAGAUUUUACGGAGAGGAGAAUGAGGAAUGUUUUGAAUUGGGAGAAUGACGAGAUCUUGGUGCUUGUUGCUAAGUGUAGGUCUGCGGUCAGCAAUUCAAAGGAGGGCCUAUACAUUGAUUUAUAUCACGUUUACGGACAGAAGCCUGAAGAGAAAAAAGCAUGAAACGAG